Molecule: messenger RNA, 469 nt
Organism: Halteromyces radiatus
Lineage: Eukaryota; Fungi; Mucoromycota; Mucoromycetes; Mucorales; Cunninghamellaceae
Product: cytochrome b5-like heme/steroid binding domain-containing protein
Exons: 3
Coding region: 42-368 (108 amino acids)
Cellular component (GO): endomembrane system; membrane
Source: RefSeq, a predicted model, not a curated record
CUCUCUUCCCCGCACGCGCUCAAAAGAAAGAAAACAAUAUCAUGUCCACUGCACCACCCAAAGAUACACCCAUUACUGUUGCAGAGCUUGCCAAACAUGACGGCUCCGACCCUUCUUUACCUAUCUAUGUUGCCAUCAAAGGGGAUAUUUUUGAUGUGACUAAGAAUCCUGAUAGUUAUGGAAAAGGAAAGGGAUAUAACUGCUUUGCUGGAAAGGAUGCUUCUAGAGCUCUUGGUAUGUCCUCAUUGAAACCUGAAGAUUGUGUAGCAGACUAUAGUACUUUGACUGAAAAGGAAUUGGAAACUCUUGAUCAAUGGCAUGCAUUCUUCUCCAAGAGAUACAAUAUUAUUGGAAAAGUAGUAGUUUGAAAACAUAUAUUGAAUACUUUAUCUAGUACCAUUUGGGUCUCUACACGUUAUAUCCUUUGAAAAUAAAAACACACGUAUUUCAUCCCCCUUUUUCAAAUCUA